AUGUACAACAUAUAUGUGAAAUAUAAAAAAUUAAUUGCAGAAACCGAUAAUACUAAUGAACCAAAAAACAAGAAAUUAAAAGAUCAAAAUCUUAAACAUUUAGAACUUAAUGCUCGGUCUUCAUCCAAUUUUAAUGAUCAUCAUUUAUUUUUUGUUGUCCGAGAUGGUCUUCAAAAAUGUCCAUAUCAAUCUGAAUGUAAACAUUCACCUGAUUUAACUAUAUAUUUAACUUAA
Molecule: messenger RNA, 234 nt
Organism: Rotaria sp. Silwood2
Lineage: Eukaryota; Metazoa; Rotifera; Eurotatoria; Philodinida; Philodinidae
Source: the annotation of a GenBank genome assembly